Symsagittifera roscoffensis is the source of this 6615-nucleotide messenger RNA. Its product is annotated as GRIP and coiled-coil domain-containing protein 2-like. Gene Ontology annotation, cellular component: cytoplasm; myosin filament; myosin II complex. The record is from RefSeq and is a predicted model, not a curated record. Gene Ontology annotation, molecular function: actin filament binding; microfilament motor activity. NCBI's taxonomy places the organism in Eukaryota, Metazoa, Xenacoelomorpha, Acoela, Convolutidae. Bases 29 to 6430 code for a protein of 2133 amino acids. The transcript is spliced from 22 exons.
CAAUGGCAUUUCAUCGUGAUGUGGCAAUAUGAGUAGUGGGGGAGGUGCAAUGGAAGGAGGCAAAGAUUCGUCUAGCACCACACUGGACUCUAAACUCGAAUCGCUUCCAAAAGAGGAGCUCAUUAGAUAUGUGAAAAAGCAGGCUCAACAGAUAUCCAAACUCAAACAUCAAAAGCAAUCGAAUCCGAAUGCGCAAUCGGAAUCAAAUAAUCAAGAUUCAAAGGAGGGAGAUGUGGCGACAGUGUUGUCUUCGGAUGGGCACGCGGGGGUGCAAAUCACUGGCAAUGUGCAGCUACUCGCUCAGAUUGAGCAAGUUGCUUCGGAGAAGGACAAGCUGGAGACUGAGCUUACCAACCUGCAAUCCGAAAUGGUGCAAUUGAAACGCGAAAAUGACAGUUUGAAACAGGAGUCUGAGUGUAUGGCUAUGCAGAAAAGCACUUUUAUGGAAAGUAUGCAACUCCUGGAGACAGACAAACAGAAUCUGUCCAAAGAGUUGCAGCUGAUGACAGCUGCCAGGGACGAUGCUUUGAAGCAGUUGCAAGGCAAUGGCAAAAAGAACAAGAGGAAAGAAAACUCACAGGCCAAAAUCGAAGAAUGGGUAACUGAAAAGGACGGACUCAUGCUAGAAAUGAAGAAACUGAGCAAAGAUCUCGAGUACGAAAAGUGUAUCAUGUUGGACGAAAAAGAAAUGUGGGCUCAGCAGAAACUCCAGUACGAGUCGGAACUUAGGACACUUAAGGAGCAAUUGUCCUCUCUUGAACAGGAAAAACAGGAACUGAACAGCAUUGUGGAGACUAAUCAAAGUACUAUUGAAUCGCUUGAGCUAAAGGUUUUGACGGCUAAUGAAAUAUUGGAUAAGCAAAAAGUUGAACUUGAGGAACUAAAAAAUAGAAGUGAAAAUGAUAUCAAAAACAAGAAGAGUAUCGCUGCAGAAAAUACAGAUCAAUUUUCUGAAUCCGAUGAAAAACAGUUUGACGUUUGCAGAGAUGAAGACGAAAAUUUGAAGCUUCAAAUUAUUGACCUCAAGCAACAGUUGACAACUUGUAACAGCGAAAGAGCCAAACUAAGCGAGGCUUUGAAGCUCACAAAGCAAGCAAAAGAAGAAACAAAGGCGAUGUUAGAAAACGAGAAACAACUUUUGUCCGAGAGGAACUUCAACUUACAGGCUACCAAUACGUACUUGACCUCUAAAGUGAUGUCUAUGAGUCGACAGCUGGAAAGUAUUCCUGAGGAACAAAGGUCGACACCUGAAGAGGAAAUCUCAAUCGAUUCCAUACCCAGUGAAGACAGUCCAGUUCCUGCUACUUCUAGCUCUAACUGCACCACACCUGUAAAGACAGAAUCCCCUGCAGCGAUGUCAUCGUUAUCUGCGACUCCGAACAACGAAAGCGUGGAAAGUAAAUUAAUAUCAAUCAAUAUUGUUCUAAGUCAGCUGGAAAAGGAAAAAGAGGGAUUACUAAAUGCAUUGGAAACAGAAAAACUGCCUAGUUCGCCCAUUGCCAAUUCGGAAAACAACGCCGGAAUCGAACCUGAUUUGGUUGCGAGUUGUGACGUGGUAAGUUCGCCAAUUCAACAAAACCAACAAGAAAACCAGCAACUAUCGUCUCGAAGGGAAGAAGCGAGAUCGUGUGAAAAAUGUGAUGAUUAUUUGAGCAUGGUGUCUGAAUUACGCAAUGAGAAGGAAUGUCUGUCAUCGGAAGUUGAGGAAUUACGUAACCACGAGUCUGACUUGAUCCAAUCUCAGAGUUCCUUAGAGCAGCGGCUUGAGGCAUUGACAACUGAGAAAGAAAACAUUUAUAGUGAUGUUAAAGGACUGAUCAAGGAUGUUGAUAAAUACGUGAAACAGAAUGCUAAAUUACAAGAGGAAAAAGACCAUCUUUCAAAAUCAGUCGAAGAUUUGACGUCUAGCGCUGAGCUUGUGUCUGUUUUACAAGAAAUUCUUAAAGCCGAUAAGGUUCUGAUAGCUGAAAAAGAAGAGCAAAUAUCGAUAUUAGAAGAUCAAGUUUCGGUCUUACAAGACACUUGCAGCCAGUACAAAUCUAAGCAUACUGAAAUGGAAGAAACUUUAACAGAUUUUGAUGAAAAGUUUUCAGCCAUGGAAAAGAGCAGUUCUGAAUUCCAUGAAAAAUCGCAAGAAGAUAAAAAUGAAACAGUAACUUUAAAUGAGCAAUUAGAAUUAUGUAGAGAAGGUUUAUUUAAAAUUCAAGACGAGCUCGACUAUGAAAAGGAGCUAAGUAGUGUACUCCGGGAUAAACUUUCCUUCCAGAGCGAACAGCUUGAAUCGAUCAAAGUUGAAAACGAAUCAUUGUUUAAAGAGUUACAAGAAAGUAAAUUGCAGAAUAGUUCGCGUGCAGAAAAUCAAAAUCAGGGUGAAGAAGUUGAACCUAUGGUUGUUCAAGAUAGUGAACAAACUGUUACUUCCUCAGCGGAACCCGAGUCUCAGGAACAAAGAGACUCUUUUUCAGAACAGAUUUCGCAAUUGAGAGAACAAAUCGGGGCGCUUGAAAAUGAACUAACUGGUAAGAAUUCUGAGUGCAAUGAUCAGAGAACUGAGUUGGAACAUUUAUCCCAGAGAUUCAAUUUCCAAGUCACGCAAAACUCAGAAUUGCAAUCGCAGAUUGAAGCGUUGAGUUCAGAAAUUCACCAAAUGAAAGACAAUUUAGCAAGCACGGAGAAGUCUGAAAAAAGCGCUAAUGAAAUUGAAACAUUGAAGAAUUCUCUUUGUAAAAAAGAAGAAACAGUCCGUGAGCUUAUUCAGACAAAAGAUAAACUGAAAGAAGAUAUUUCCGCACUAAGAAGUGAUCUUGAAAAGGUGUCGACUGAAAAUGAAUCGAACAUUUCGAGUUUGGUGCAUUGUAAGGAGCAAAUUGAAGAUUAUGAAAUAACCUGUCAAGAACUGAAUGACCAAAAUGCUGCGUUACAAGACGAAUUGGCAAACAAAGUUCACCAGAGUUCAUCACUAAUGGAAACUAUUGUGAACUUGGAAUCGAGUCUUGCUGAGUUGGAAUUGCAAUAUGAAAGGGUGCGUGAUCAAAAUACACAACUGGAGGAAAAAAUGACGGAAGUUUUGGAUCAGACGGCGUCUGAAAAAUCGAAAAUAUCAGAAGAGAUAGACAGUUUGAGAGAAAGCUCGUACAGCCGGGAAAACAGUUUCUCCGAACUGAAAACCGAGUAUAAAGACUGCUCUGAAAAAAUUGAACAACUUACAGCUCAAGUUGAUGCAUUGCAAAACGAAAAGAAUAAAUUAUUGGACAAAUUGGCAAGUAGCGGAUCUGAAAGCUCACAAGAACUAGCGAAGAGCGAAAGCGAAAUAGCAAAUCUGCAAACGAGUGUCUCCGAACUUAAGGAGCAGAAAAGCAAAGUUUACGAAAUGUACAAAGUGCUUGAAGUUCAAACCAGUGAAAAAGAUCGCACUAUUGAGGAGCUUCAGAACAAAUCCAUGGCAUUGGAAAACAGUCUUCAGGAACUGACUUGUCGAAAUGAGACACUGCAGAAAUCUGUCACGUGGUUUUCAGAAAAUAUCGAAGAUUUUAAAUCACAGCUUCAAGAAGUUCGAUUGGAGAAUUCUGACUUGAAGGAGAGUUUGAGUGAAUCUGAAUCGGAACGAAACGAGAUAUGCAAAGAGGUUGACAAUAUGAAGUUUCAGUUUGAAGCGUGUAAAGAUGCUGAUGGUCGGUUGAGAAGCGAGCUCACAGAGUUAGAAACAAAAAAAGUCGAAAUGACACAUAAAUAUAAUCUUUUGUCACAAGAAGUGGACCGAUUUUUGUCCUCAUUUAUUGACGAAAUCUCUGCACUUGUAAAUAUGGAAGAACCUGAAAACUUGACAGAAGUUCACGAUAAAAUUGUCUUUGUUGAUUCUGAAAUCAAAAAGGCGCUGUUUGAGUUUGCAGCGCAGUCUAAAGACACUCAUCAGAAAUUAUCGCAUGCCAAUAAAAAAUUAACUUCAUUUGAGAAUAGUUUGGAAUCUCUUUUCGCUGAAAUUGUUCGCAACGGAGAGCUAAAAGCGCAGUCAGAUAAGGCAGAAGAAAAGGUCAAAGGUCAGAUUGAAGGUAUUUUGUGUGCUUGGAAAAGUGAAUCAGAGGAAAAGGGGAAAAUUUCGAACGAGAGAAAAGAGAUGGAGGCUUCUUUGAAGAGGCUGGAGGAACAGUGCAUGAGUGAGGGGUCCGAGAAAGAAAACAAAUGGCUGCAACAGAAAAAGGAACUUGAAGACAAGUUGUCUGAGUCGGAAAACAAAAACCAGAAGUUGAAGCAAUUGGCGCUGAAGAGCAAAAAAGAAAUACAGUCGCUUAAACUCAAGGCUGAUCAAGUGAACGAAAAGUGUUCCAGCUUGGAAACGGAGGUGAAUUCGAAAGGAGAGCAGAGCCAGUCAUUGCAAGCGGAACUAGAUGCACUCAAAGAAGACCAUAAGGAAAUGUUGGAAAAGCUCAAGCAAUCUAGAGUUGAAAAAGGCACUUUGGAGGAAACAGUUCAAAGCCUAGCCAAACGAAUGGAAGAGUCCAAAAUGGAACAUGACUCACAGUAUUUAAAGCUCAAUGCUAAGAUUGAAGAGCUGGAGAUGGUGAAAGUGAACUUGGAAAGUCAAUUAAGUGCAAUCAAAACAGAAUGCGAGGAGCUGAAUGCGGAAAAAGACAAACAGAGCAAGGCUGAUCAGAGUGCUAUGUUGGACCUGGAGAUGGCGGACAUGCGGAGGAGUUUGCAGAUGAUUCAGGAGAGGCUCACAUCUUCAGAGGCUGAGAGGGAGGCUAUGAGUAAACAGCUCACAACUGCAGUAUCGGAAAAAGAGACAGUGGCGAAAGAGAAAAAAGAAGUGGAGGACAAGAGUGGUAAGAUGAAACAACUUCUGCUCAAACAGAAGAAGGAACUGGAAGAGCUGCGAAAACACGAAAGUGAACUGAAAUCAAAUCUGGCUGAUUUGGAAACAAAACUUGCCGAAGCUGAUGCAGAAACUGACAAGCUUAAGAUUCAAUUAGCGGAGGAAGCUCAAAGCUCUGUCAGCCAAAGCGCACAGAUAUCAAAUCUAGAAAAGAGGAACUCGACCCUGAAUGACCUGCUGGAGUCUAUGCGCAAUGAAGUGGAAACUCUGGAAUCGAAACUGGCGGGAUCGGAGAUGGAGUUCGAACAGUACAAGGCACGGGUGCACACAGUGUUGAAGCAGCAGAAGGAGAAGACGCACAAUGUUGAGUCAGUGAAGUCCCUCACCGCCGAAAGGGAUGCGUUGAAGUCUCAGCUGGAGAGUGUGCGGAUGAGAGUGGAGGACAUGAGCAGGGAGGUGGACAUGGGACAGCUGGAGAGGGAGAGACUACAGAAGGAUACACACUCUCUGUCCCUGUUGAACACACAGCUCAAUCAACAGAUGCAACACAGGGACACACUCCACAAACAAAAAGUAGAAGAGUUGCGUGUGGAGUGGGAGAAGAGCAAGAGUGGGCUGGAAGUGGUUGAAAGUGGGCUGAAGAGCCAGAUCGACAGUCUCACACACUACUACAAGGACAAACUGGCCAGUGAAGCAAAGGAGUACAGUGAAAAGAUUGAAGAACUGAAGUUGAGGUUGAAGAAGUACGAGGAGUCCAAUUCGAGUGACCACUCGGGAUCCGGAAGUGCUCUGCGCGCUAUGGUCUCAGAAGAGCAACUGAGUGUAGUCACGUCAGGUGCAUCACUCACCGCUGUUAAUCCAAAUGGUUCCAAUCUGCUGAUGCGACCGUCGGCCAAACGUGCUCCUCCCAUUGGCAUGGAGAGAUCAGAAGGAGAUGGCAUAGAGUCAGACUCAAACAGUGACCUCAUCCUCCAUUACGGCGGUGGAACAAGACUCAACAGCAGAGGAGGAAACUCAACGCCUACCCCAAAUAAGGAAACGAAUUACGUGCCUUUUGACCAACUGCUAUCGUCGCCCCCAAUCAGUGCUAGUCACCAAUCUACAGUGCCCAAUAUGUUCUCUGUUUUCCAAAAUCAAGACUCGCCCAGGUCGCCUUCAGAAUCAUCUUCAGUUUCGAGAAGCAGAAAAGUGUCGAUGAACGAAAGCUUUGUUAUUCCCUCACCUGCCGCAUCCGCCGCGGAAGUGCGCAAACAGCAGAAGAAAAUAGCACACUUGACAGAACUGCUUGGCGAGAGUGAGUUGAAUAUCCAGCGUCUCACAGACCAGAGUCAAGUGCUGAAAGAUGAGAUCAGAAGACUGGAGGGAAACUGGACUGAUACUUCGAAGAAUAUGGAAUACCUGAAAAAUGUACUCAUUAAGUUCUGGAAGCUACCAGGAUGCACAGAGAAAGAACAGCUGGUCCCUGUGCUGACGAUGUUGCUGAAGCUGAACUCUGAGGAAAAGUCGCUGGUGCAAGAGCUAUCCUUAGGUGAAGGGGGUGCUAGUAACAUGCCUGGAAAUAUUCCCGCGGCUUCAACCUGGUCCAGCUAUAUGCCAAGGUGGUCUGGUCUGAUGUGAAGAAAUAAAACGAAAAGUCAGAAAGUUAUACCGAAAAAGAAAAACUACUUAGGUAUUUAGCUUUGUGCGAAGGACUCAUUUAUCCAUUUCUUUAAUUGUGACUCGGGAAUUUUGAUUAUCCUUGUACUGUGUUUCAAUUAUUAGUAGCCAUUUUAACAUAUCUCACCAAUAUGGUAAUAAAAUUG